CAAGCCAACAAGUUUGGAGAGAAUGUUGAGUUCAAUCAAUUCAGAACGUCGAGAUGGAGCCCAACUCACUCCAGUGGGUCGGCUCACCGUGUGGCUUACACGGACCUUACAUUUUCUACAAGGCUUUUCAAUUCCACCUCGAAGGCAAACCAAGAAUUUUGUCCCUUGGCGACUUUUUCUUUGUAAGAUGUACGCCAAAGGAUCCGAUUUGCAUAGCGGAGCUCCAGCUGUUGUGGGAAGAGAGGACCAGCCGGCAACUUUUAUCCAGCUCGAAACUUUAUUUCCUCCCAGAAGACACUCCCCAGGGCAGAAAUAGCGACCAUGGCGAGGAUGAAGUCAUUGCUGUUUCUGAAAAGGUGAUUGUGAAGCUUGAAGACCUGGUCAAAUGGGUACAUUCUGAUUUCUCUAAGUGGAGAUGUGGCCUCCAAGCUGGGCCAGUGAAAACUGAGGCCCUGGGAAGGAAUGGCCAGAAGGAAGCUCUGCUAAAGUACAGACAGUCAACCCUAAACAGUGGACUCAACUUCAAAGACGUUCUCAAGGAAAAGGCUGACCUUGGGGAGGAUGAGGAAGAAACGAACGUGAUAGUUCUCAGCUACCCUCAGUACUGCCGGUACCGCUCGAUGCUGAAACGCAUCCAGGAUAAGCCGUCUUCCAUUCUAACGGACCAGUUCGCCCUAGCCCUGGGGGGCAUAGCAGGCAGCAGGAACCCUCAGAUCCUGUACUGUCGGGACACCUUUGACCACCCGACUCUCAUAGAAAAUGAGAGUAUAUGCGAUGAGUUUGCGCCAAAUCUUAAAGGCAGACCACGCAAAAAGAAACCAUGCCCACAAAGAAGAGAUUCAUUCAGUGGUGGUGUUAAGGAUUCCAACAAUAAUUCCGAUGGCAAAGCCGUUGCCAAGGUGAAAUGUGAGGCCAGGUCAGCUUUGACCAAGCCGAAGAAUAACCAUAAUAACUGUAAAAAAGUUUCAAAUGAAGAAAAACCAAAGCUCGCCAUUGGUGAAGAGUGCAGGGCGGACGAGCAGGCCUUUUUGGUGGCUCUUUAUAAAUACAUGAAAGAAAGGAAAACACCCAUAGAACGGAUACCCUACUUAGGUUUCAAGCAGAUUAACCUUUGGACUAUGUUUCAAGCUGCUCAAAAACUGGGAGGAUAUGAAACAAUAACAGCCCGCCGUCAGUGGAAACAUAUUUAUGAUGAAUUAGGCGGUAAUCCUGGGAGCACCAGCGCCGCCACUUGUACCCGCAGACAUUAUGAGAGAUUAAUCCUACCAUAUGAAAGGUUUAUUAAAGGAGAGGAAGAUAAGCCCCUGCCUCCAAUCAAACCUCGGAAACAGGAGAACAAUUCACAGGAUAAUGAGAAUAAAACAAAAGUAUCAGGAACCAAACGCAUCAAACAUGAAAUGCCUAAGAGCAAGAAAGAAAAAGAGAAUGCCCCGAAACCCCAGGAUGCAUCAGAGGUUUCAUCAGAGCAAGAGAAGGAACAAGAGACUUUAAAUCAGAAAAACAUUCAGGAGCCUCUCCCAGCAGCAGACACAAAGAAAAAAACGGAAGGGUACCAGGAUUUUGCAGCAAGGCCCCUGACAUCCAGAGUGGACCCAGAAAACGACAGUGAAGCAGACCAAGGCUCCAACAGUGAGAAGACAGAAGAGGAGGUUGGGGAGAAGGGGGCUGCGCCUCUGCCCCCCAGUGCACCUCUGGCCCCUGAAAGAGAACCAGCCCUGAUCCCUGGGGCUGGCAAACAGCCACUCACCUCCCCCAAUGCCCUGGUGGACUCCAAACAAGAAUCCAAGCCCUGCUGUUUCACGGAGAACCCUGAAAAUGACCUCCAAGAAGCACCCUUUCCCACCUUCCCCAGCACCCAGCCACCACUGGCAACCCCAAGCGAGGGGGAGGACGACAAGCUGCCCCCCACGGCGGAUUACAUUGCCAACUGCACUGUGAAGGUAGACCAGCUGGGCAGCGAUGACAUCCACAAUGCCCUGAAGCAGACCCCGAAGGUCCUUGUGGUCCAGUCCUUUGACAUGUUCAAAGACAAAGACCUGACUGGGCCAAUGAAUGAGAACCAUGGACUUAAUUACACGCCCCUGCUCUAUUCCAGGGGCAACCCUGGCAUCAUGUCCCCACUGGCCAAGAAAAAGCUCUUGUCCCAAGUGAGUGGGGCCAGCCUCUCCAGCAGCUACCCCUAUGGUUCCCCACCCCCUCUGAUCAGCAAAAAGAAACUGAUAGCCCGGGAUGACUUGUGUUCUGGUUUGUCCCAGGCCCACCAUGGCCAAAGUACUGACCAUCUGGCGGUCAGCCGGCCAUCGGUGAUUCAGCAUGUCCAGAGUUUCAAAAGCAAGCCCUCGGAGGAGAGGAAGAGUAUCAACGACCUUUUUAAGCAUGAGAAACUGGGUCGGUCGGAUCCUCACCGCUGCAGCCUCUCCAAGCAUCACCUUCACCCACUCUCUGACUCCUACGUGCUGAAGCAGGACAUCCAGGAGGGCAAGGAGAAACUGCUGGAGAAGAGGGCACUCCCUCACUCCCACAUGCCUAGCUUCCUGGCAGACUUCUACUCGUCCCCGCAUCUCCAUAGCCUCUACAGACACACCGAGCACCACCUUCACAGCGAACAGACAUCCAAGUACCCCUCCCGGGACCUGUACAGGGAGUCAGAAAACAGUUCUUUCCCUUCCCACAAACACCAAGACAAGCUCCAUGUAAAUUAUCUCACAUCUCUGCAUCUGCAAGACAAAAAGUCGGCUGCAGCAGAAGCCUCUACGGACGACCAGCCCACGGAUCUGAGCCUUCCCAAGAACCCGCACAAACCGACCGGCAAGGUCUUGGGCCUGGCCCACUCGGCCCCCGGGCCUCAGGAGAGCAAAGGCAUCUCCCAGUUCCAGGUCAUCAGCGGUCAGGGUCGAGACUGUCACCCCAAAGCCUGCCGGGUAUCACCCAUGACCAUGACGGCCCCUAAAAAGUACCCUGAAUCACUUUCCAGGUCAGGAAAACCUCACCACGUGAGACUGGAGAAUUUCAGGAAGAUGGAAGGCAUGGUUCAUCCUAUCCUGCACCGGAAAAUGAGCCCUCAGAACAUUGGUGCGGCACGUCCGAUCAAGCGCAGCCUGGAGGAUCUGGACCUUGUGAUUGCUGGGAAAAAGGCCCGGGCCGUGUCUCCCCUGGACCCAUCCAAGGAGGUCUCUGGGAAGGAGAAGGCCUCUGACCAGGAGAGCGAAGGCAGCAAGGCAGCUCACGGCGGCCAUUCCGGGGGCGGAUCGGAGGGCCACAAGCUCCCUCUCUCCUCCCCCAUCUUCCCAGGUUUGUAUUCGGGGAGCCUGUGUAACUCGAGUCUCAACUCCAGGCUUCCAGCUGGGUAUUCUCAUUCUCUGCAGUACUUGAAAAACCAGACUGUGCUUUCACCGCUCAUGCAGCCCCUGGCUUUCCACUCGCUUGUGAUGCAAAGAGGAAUUUUUACGUCACCGACAAAUUCUCAGCAGCUGUACAGACACUUGGCUGCAGCCACACCUGUAGGAAAUUCGUAUGGGGACCUUUUGCACAACAGCAUCUACCCUUUAGCUGCUAUAAACCCUCAAGCUGCCUUUCCAUCUUCCCAACUGUCAUCCGUACACCCGAGUACAAAACUGUAAGGCCAGUUCUGUCCAGCAUCCCACCAUGGCGUGGCCAACAGAGCUUCGCUCCUUCUCCUGGGGAUGUGGCUUGUAGUUAGAAGUCAGUAUAUCUUCUAAUCUGGGGUACAAUCAGUCCCGGCCAUAGGGGCCGAGAGAGGAGGUGACCGACUGAUUUUUCCAGGACAGUUCUAGCUUUGGGUGGUCAGUCGACCCUCCUCCAGCAGAUGGCCUGACACCUCCAGAUCAUUCACUUGGCGUGUGGGUCUCGUGAAGGGAUUUAUGUAUAUCCAGGAAAAACUUAGAAGAUCCCACCUGAGUUUGGAUGGUCAGGAAACAAUCUGGGCAAAAGAGGGAGCAGGCAUUUUCAAGACAGGGUCAAGGGAGACUGGCAAACCUAUGCCAAGGCAUGGCCCUCUUCAUAAAACAAACUCUCCAAGGUUCAAUCAAUGCAAUGUAUAGUGAAACUUCAGUAGAUCUUUCAUUUUGACACUAUUAUACAAUCCAGAGAAGUAAACACUGUUAAAUUGACUGUAUAUAUUUGCUUCUUCAAACUACCCGUAUCACUGUUUGCUCACCUAAUUUAUAUACAGGUAGUUCCAUUUUCUCCCAGUUCCUUUUGUUUCCUUGUUUCUUUCUUUUUUUUUUUAAUUAAAUAAUAUCACUUUUAUUUGCAGAUCUUUUGUUUAUGUUUUGUUUUUGUUUUGUUCUGUUUUGUUUCAAAGGCUGACUGUCCUAGCUGUUGAUAUGUAUUUGUACUUUUUUCCACAUCUUAUCAUUUUGAGCAGCUUUGGGUGGUCAAGUUAUUGUUUACAAAUUGAAGCAACUGAUUCUAGUGGAACAAAAGAAAAAGAAACAGUCGAGCACACAACAGUGCAGAGAACGUUCCUUUGCUGAUCUGCAACUUAAGGAUUUUGUUCCUCAUAAAUGGCAGAGUUGAAAGAGCUUACGCACUGCUUACCCGGCCAAGUGCUUUGCUUUGAAGUAUUGGGUUCUGUGAAAAUAUUGAGCAUUGUACUUACCUUAUCUAGGCUGUGAAACUGUCCUACAUACCAGAGGAAUCAUAAAAACAAAAAACCUCACUGGCAGCAAGUGGCUGAAUAACAACAGAGUCUAGAGGACAUAUUUGUGGGUUGAACAGAUAUUUUAGGAAUUUCAGAAAUUAGAACAGGAGCCAAAAUGAUUUACAUGGGUGUUGGCACAGAUCCUUUGAAAUGGUCUGGGGAAGGGGGUUGGGAGGAGGAUGGCGCGCGACUACCUAGAGGAGAAGAAACAGCCUUAGGCCUGACCACCAGAUGGUUUCUCUAGGCCUCAGUCUUCUGAGUGAGAGGUAGUCACAUAGCCUUCGUCAAACUGGUUUCUUGUCAUUCCCGAGAAGAAUCUCCCAAGCCACAUCUUUUAGCUAAUUGUCAUACUGGAUUACCCAUUUCCAAAAAAAAAAAAAAAAA
Messenger RNA from Tupaia belangeri chinensis (Chinese tree shrew), 5047 nucleotides. It is a transcript of the gene ARID5B, whose product is annotated as AT-rich interaction domain 5B. Gene Ontology annotation, molecular function: transcription cis-regulatory region binding. The record is from RefSeq and is a predicted model, not a curated record. Lineage: Eukaryota; Metazoa; Chordata; Mammalia; Scandentia; Tupaiidae. Gene Ontology annotation, biological process: regulation of transcription by RNA polymerase II. Gene Ontology annotation, cellular component: nucleus.